UAGACUCCAAGUCCGAAUACUUAUGUCUUUAAUAGGGAAUGUAUUUGGUGGAAGUCUUAUGAAGGACUCUUCUUUGUGUCAUUAGGUUGAGACGGCCUUAUUUCAUUUGUACGUAUUUUGUUUCCUCAAAAUGCUGUCCUUUCUUUCCAUGUGGCACCAACACAGCACAGCGUGCACAGAUCACUAUGACCCCUUUCCAGUUAAUGAGGCUGAUGAGAACCAGCCCCAUUUCCAGGGCGUGACUGGUCUGCAGAACCUGGGCAACACAUGCUACAUGAAUGCCAUCUUACAGUGUCUCUGCAGCAUCUCACCGCUGGUGGAAUACUUUCUCUCUGGAAAGUACAUUACCGCUCUUCAAAAGGAUUGCAGUGAGGUUGCCACUGCUUUUGCCUACGUGAUGACAGACAUGUGGCUUGGAGACUCUGACUGUGUCUCACCAGAAAUAUUUUGGUCAGCUUUUGGCAAACUUUACCCAGCAUUUAUGAAAAAGACACAGCAAGAUGCUCAGGAAUUCUUGAUUUAUGUCCUGAAUGAACUUCAUGAAACUCUGAAAAAGUACCACCGAAGAAGAUCAUAUGAAAAAAGAUCUAUUCCGAGAUCCUGCAGGAAGAUGAUUGCCAACGAGUCCUCCAUCAUCACCCGGCUGUUUGAAGGGCAGCUCAAUUAUAGCAUCAUAUGUUUAAAGUGUGAGAACUGUACCUACAAGAAUGAAGUCUUCACCGUCCUCUCCCUCCCCAUUCCAUCCAAAUACGAGUGCUCUCUUCAGGACUGUCUCCAGUGUUUCUUUCAACAAGACACACUGGCCUGGGACAACCAAAUUUACUGUUCCUUUUGCGAAACCAAGCAAGAAACAGCUGUGAAGGCCAAUAUUUCUAAAGCACCAAAAAUAAUUGUCUUUCACUUAAAAAGGUUUGACAUUCUGGGUACAAUGAAAAGGAAACUGAGGACAGAUAUUCAUUACCCGCUCACUAACUUGGACCUUACUCCUUACAUUUGUCCAAUUUUUCGGAAACAUCCUAAAUAUAACCUCUGUGCAGUGGUGAACCACUCUGGUGAUCUGGAUGGUGGCCACUACACUGCUUUCUGCAAAAACUCAGUGACUCACGCCUGGUAUAACUUUGAUGACACACGAGUCAGUGAGAUUCCAGAUACUUCAGUUCAAACUGCUACAGCAUAUCUCCUAUUCUAUAGCUGCCAGCCCUUUUCUAUACCUAUACAAAAACGCAAGAGUUAG
Aethalodelphis obliquidens (Pacific white-sided dolphin) is the source of this 1234-nucleotide messenger RNA. It is a transcript of the gene USP50, whose product is annotated as ubiquitin specific peptidase 50. Lineage: Eukaryota; Metazoa; Chordata; Mammalia; Artiodactyla; Delphinidae. The record is from RefSeq and is a predicted model, not a curated record. Gene Ontology annotation, molecular function: cysteine-type deubiquitinase activity. Gene Ontology annotation, biological process: protein deubiquitination. The transcript is spliced from 6 exons. Bases 131 to 1234 code for a protein of 367 amino acids.